Molecule: messenger RNA, 2323 nt
Organism: Neocloeon triangulifer
Lineage: Eukaryota; Metazoa; Arthropoda; Insecta; Ephemeroptera; Baetidae
Product: PC4 and SFRS1-interacting protein-like
Exons: 14
Coding region: 206-1927 (573 amino acids)
Biological process (GO): regulation of transcription by RNA polymerase II
Cellular component (GO): nucleus
Molecular function (GO): double-stranded DNA binding; transcription coregulator activity
Source: RefSeq, a predicted model, not a curated record
CAGUUCCCUUUUCUCUUUUCUGUUUUCUGUUGACAACAGAAUUAUGUCGUGCAAAAUGCUCUACCAAAACUAGGAGAUUUAUGAUCAGUCGCUAGCCGUCACCACUUUGUUAUCACGCAUCUUAAUCACGAAAUCAGUGCGCUUUGAGCAAAACUCAAAAUUGAAUCACUCUGAAUUAUAUUACCCUGUAAAUAAGUGAGUGAAAAUGACCGACAAAUUCAAAGUUGGCGAUCUAGUGUUUGCCAAAGUGCGGGGCUAUCCGGCAUGGCCUGCAAGGGUGAAAAAUGUGUUUUCUGAUUCUGCUAAUGCCAAGAACACAAAGAUCGAAGUCUUCUUCUACGGCACCUAUGAAACGGCUAUUUGUCGCGUUGAAGAGGUCUGUGAUUAUGAGACCAACAAAGAGAAACUCGGAAAGGUUCAAAAGAGGAAGUUCUUCAAGGAAGCGCUUGAAGAGAUUGAAAGCAACCCUAGCACAGAUGGUCCUCAAAGGCUUCUGGAAACAUCCAGUGACUUUCAAAGAGAUGAUGAUGAUGACGAUAUGCAUGCACUGACUAUUGCAUUGCCAAAAUCUGCCGAAGCAAAGCCUGCGAAGAAGCAGUCCCUUCUGAAAAAGAGAGAUUCUGUUGAAACUAGAGAAGACGAUCAUCCUGCCAAAAAGAAAGCCAAGAAGAGUGAGACUCCUGAAACGGCUGGUGCUUUAAAAGUGUCACCCUCGUUGCAAGGUGGUGAACCCGAGAGGGUCAGUCGCAGCGGGAGGAAGAUCAAACCUAAAAGAUUUUUGGACGAAGAUGAUGGACAUGAAGAAGAAAAGUCUGAGAGGAAGAGUAUCUCGGAGGAACUCCCUCGAAAAGUUGUAAAGGCGCCGUCUGAGGAGGCAAAGCGAAUUGCUACAGUUGCUCCGAUUGAGCCAGAAAGAGUCGCUAAGCGAGCUGUACGACUUUCCAGUGCAGAAGCUAAGAAGCCUGCUGAAAAGAGCCCAGCUCCACUGAAAAGCUUGUCGAAAGGAGUAGGUCGAGCUAAGGAUUCUGAUGACUUCAUUCCUCCAACUGCUACGGUGUCUCCAAUUGUAGCACCCACUCCUCCUUCUAAGAAGAUCCCACAGGAGAACAAGAAAGUCAAAGUGUCCGUCACACAGCAGCAGGCUCAAAAACUUCUGGAGAGUGAUAAUACUCCAGAAAAGGUGAAAGAUGUGCUUAACAAGGAAAUCCUAGCAAAACACAAGGAGAAGGAAGAAAACUUGAAGUUUAAGAAAGCAGAGAGAAGGAAAUUCAAGCUAAUCCAUCUUAAGGUUGAGGUCAGGCUGCUACAAAUUGACACGAUCAUCAAGGCAAAUCUGAACCUUGAUAAAGCAGAAACUAAACCUGUUCUGCAAGUGCUUGAUGAGCUAAAAAGCCUGAAGGUGUCACCCAUUAUGCUGAAAAAGCACCCAGACAUUGUCUUUACAAUUAAAAAGCUUCGUAAAUAUGUGGGGAAUUCUAAACAAUGGACACAGACGGAGGAUCAGAAGGAAGAGUUCUCAAAAAAAGCUGGAGAAAUUAGGCAGAAGGCUUCACAAAUAUUUGAACAUUUCAAGAUAGUUCUUUUGGGGUCCAAGGAUGCCACAGAUGUGAGUGCAAAAUUUCUCAAACAGAUCAGUGAGCUAAAAGAGAAGACGAAACACCUUACGCCUACCAGAUUUGCUGCAUUGCUCACAGAUCCCUGCUCUCCAUCUUCCAACUCACAAAAGGAUAGAGAUAAUGUUGGUAAAGAGGAUGUCAAGAAAGGUGACGACGGAAGUGACUGCAAGAAGGAGGAAAGCUCUUCUAAAAGUGAAAAAACUGAAGAGAAAGAGAAAAGCAAUAAUGGUGAUCAGGAGAGUGAAAGUCGAGAUGAGGACAUGUCUGCUGAAGACGUGGACCAGGAAGAAAAAGAGAUACAAAAAGAGUAGGUUGAAAAAUCCUCAAGGUUCUGAAUUUGUGGAUGAAUUAUAAUAUCAGCAAGGUAGCAAAAUUUAAUUGCAUUAACUGUCCUUCAAUGCAAAAAGAUUAAUAUUCAAUGUAAUAUUUUGCAAAAUAAAUUAUUAUUGUAGAAGUACAUUAUAAAUCUUGAGUUUAGGUCAAUUUUAACUGAAAAUUGUGAACCUCGUUGGCAAGGUUCGCGCAUUAGAAAAUUUCGAUUGUUGCCGAGCGCUCUGAUUGGGUGCAAUUUUACUUGCACCCAAUCAGAGGGCUCAAACAACAAUCGAAAAAAUUUUCAAUUGUUCUGAUGCGCGAACCUUGCUCGUUGGAAAAAAAUUAUGCAUAUUGUGUUAUUUUGUAGAUUAAAGAUAUGGCAAAACAUAAUA